Messenger RNA from Umbelopsis ramanniana AG, 3368 nucleotides. RefSeq lists its product as uncharacterized. The transcript has a single exon. Gene Ontology annotation, biological process: phospholipid transport. Gene Ontology annotation, cellular component: ERMES complex; endoplasmic reticulum. NCBI's taxonomy places the organism in Eukaryota, Fungi, Mucoromycota, Umbelopsidomycetes, Umbelopsidales, Umbelopsidaceae. Gene Ontology annotation, molecular function: lipid binding. The record is from RefSeq and is a predicted model, not a curated record. Bases 162 to 3191 code for a protein of 1009 amino acids.
AGCGUCGUUAUAUAAAGUAUUAUGAGGUGGAGAAAAUUGCCGCAUUUGGGCGUGCAGCUGUGUGCAUGUGACCACCGAUCAAAAACCCUCCAGCGUAUAUAAAAAAUGACCGUACUUCUCUGCACUCUGGUAUUGGCACACGGCGAGAUCUCCACCUUUAAAUGAUCACUCUCAAGGCCUUUCUGAUCAUAUACUUCCUGGGAGGAAUUACGCUAAUUCCCCUUGGAGUUGGCAUUGCUCUAUUUCUGAUUUGGCUUUUCCACCACCACUUGCCACCGCUUUUUCACAACAGCGACACAAGGAAAGAGGAAUCACGGCCACUGCUGGACGCGAAAGAUGAAGUGCUUGAACACGCGCAAGCGGAUGGAAGACAGUAUCGACGGGGAUGGAUUCGGAUCCGUACAGAGUUUCAACCCGACGAUGCUUCCGCUAGUAUCAUGUCUGGUAUUCAAUCCUACGUAUCGGGAAAAUCUACGCAGAAGAAACGCAAAGAAAAGUACUAUGCAUUGCUCAAGUUUGGCACGCUAUUUCUGUUCGAUGGUGAAAAUGAUUCCGAAUGUAAAUUGCUCAUUCCGAUCCACAACUAUCAAGCAUCGCUGUAUCCGGAGAAGUUGUUAGAUCAUGAAGUCUACGCUCGACCGAAUGCUAUUAAACUCACCCGCAUCGGCCCCAAAGACCCUGAAAAAGUCACUCUGGCAUCGGCUCCUGUCGCAGAUCAGAAGAAGUCGACAGCAAAUGAAGAGGAUUUUGCUGCUGGUGAUGUUUUCUACAUUUUCUGUGACCGACCUAUCGAUAAAGAAGACUGGUACUUUGCAUUUUUGGAAGCAAACAGUUCAAUGCCGGAGGACCCAACUCUUCCAAAUAUAGAAUAUGUGGAUAGUACACGCUUUGACCAAAUAGCCCUUAAUCAGCUUAUCAAGACCCUGCAGGAAGACUCUAGUCACCGUCAUGCGCAAUGGUUAAAUGCCAUUCUUGGCAGACUAUUCCUUUCGAUUUACAAGACAGAGCGCAUUAAUGAGCUAAUCUAUCACAAGGUUUCCAAAAAAGCAAGGAAGGUAAAGAGACCUGGCUUCAUCGGAGAAAUUUCAGUGCAGAAUGUCAAGCCAGGAAAUUCGUUGCCUUAUAUCACCCGACCCAAACUUUUGAGUAUGAGCCAAAGUGGCGAGCUACAAGCACAGGCGAACAUUCACUAUGCAGGAAGCUUCCGCCUUGAGAUAGCUACUGACAUUACUUGGAGCUAUUCAUCCAUGAUGAAGCCUAUCAAAGUCCAUGUUGUGUUAUCUGUCAUCCUCAAAAAAUUGACUGGUAAAGUAUUGGUGAAAAUUAAAGCACCACCCACCAACCGUAUUUGGAUUGGUUUCUAUGAGGCUCCACAUAUGGAAUGGAAGAUUGAGCCAAUUGUCUCCGACAAGCCUAUCAAGCUCACCAUGGUCACAAAUGCUAUUGAAUCCAAAAUUCGUGAGUUCAUGAUCGAAAAUAUGGUGCUUCCAAACAUGGACGACUUUCCUUUCUUUGAGACUGAUGGGCUUGGUGGAAUCUUUGGAGAAAAGGAGGAGAGGACAAAGGCUACAAAGAAGCAGCAAGUUGAGGAAGCUCAAGAAGUGUCCCAGAACGUUGAAAAGAUUGCUCAAGAUCUACAGGCAGAAUCAUUUACGACAUCAUCUACACCUUCUACUGAAUUAACUGACGACAAUAGUAUUAUUUAUCCUGAUAACCAAAGCUCCAUCAGCAAUCGGUCAAGUACUGGGUAUGACGACCUUGGUGGACCAUUUGACCAUCGUUCACUACCACCAAGAUCUGCUACUGAUAAAGACCUCUUGCAACCAAGAGAUUUGUCCAAAAAUCUAAUGAACGACCGUAAAGCAUCACGAUCUGCACCCAAUCUAUUCGGAACAAUGUCUUUGUCACACGAUCUACCAGCUCUAUCUUCAGAGACUGGCACCAUUCACUCUUUUGAGUCAACUGAGUCACAAGAGACUUUGGAUUCUAACCAAGAGGUCGAUACACCGAAGCGAUGGUCCUCGACCCUUUCUAAACUGAAGAAGCAUAUCAUUAAGGAUAACAGUGGAGACAGCGAUCAAGGUGACUUGAGUGGUUCUGAAAAAUCAGAUAAAUCAAAUCGUCGAUUGUCAGAUAACGGAUCGCAAGAUGGUCAAGAAAAGUCACGUUCUCGUUCCUCAACACUGAGCAACAGCGAAGGUCGCAAUAGGAGCAGUUUUAUUAGUCGUAUGAAUGGAUAUCUGGAACAGAAACUGAAUGACGAUAAUGACACAAAUACAGUGACAACCGCCAGCACUAAUGAAGUUGGAAAACGCGCAGCGUUACGAGCCAUGGCCGGUAACCUUAUUAUCAAGGGAAAGGAGAACUUGCAAGAAUUUCGCGAACGACAUCCAGACAACAAGAGCAUACAGCUGAUCGAAAAAUUAAGUAGCAAGGACAAACUACGAAGUAAUAGUGUUUCGAGUCAAGAUAGAUCUUCGGUAUCAUCGCUUGAAAUACCGCCACUUUCAAAUACGUCUACCGCUCAGAGGGAUCGUUCAGCAACCUUUAGCGUCUCGUCUUCGGCUGAUACUCAACCAAUUAGUACUUCUAAGAGCACUGCAAAUGAUGCUCCGUUGAUUGAAUUCCAAGAAGAAGACCUGGAGCCCACGGCGGCAUCGCCUGCUCAAAAGUAUAAGCAGCGAGCCUCUGAAGCGUUGGGCCGACGUGAUAGAGAAUUCCAAGAGGUUGUACCAAUUGUUGUUGCGAGUGACCAAACGAGCGAUGCUUCAAGAGAAUCCAAUACGACUCCAACCUUGUCAAGUGUUACCAAAAGUGCAAAGACUGACAUUGUUGUGCAGCCUGAAGUAAAACAUACGGCCCGGUCCAAUGGGCAGUCGGAUGCAGUGUCAGAACCCAAUAAAUCAAAAUUGGAGCAUGCACCUACCGCACCAACACCGUCUACGAAGUCCCGUCCAGUACCUCCACCUCCUGUUCCUCCAAGAGCACCAACCUACGAUGAAGUAUUGGACUCGCCGAAGCGUACGAAUCCAGCCUCAAAUGCCACGACGGAGCAAGCACCAGCAGUACUUCAAUCAAAACCCAAAAGACCACCACCACCUGUACCUCCUAGAAUUGUCGAGCAACAUGCAAAGAUUGAAAAACCUGCUUUACCUCCUCGAGAAUUGCCAAAUGGUACUCAGAACAAUUAAGUUCACCGCUACUAACUGGUCUUGAACGCAACAGAUUUGGAGAUACCCGUUGAUUAUUUUGACAUCAAUCUAAUGUUCAACUCCAUGGAUUUCUAGAUAGAGUCAUUCUGUACAUUGUAUGUAAAUGUAAUCCCCAAUUUAACUGAAUAUAAAGUGAUUAUAGUUGUUGAAGACAUG